GCACACGCACACGCUGAUGUUGCACGCGCUUGCAGAACAAGAGCACGCCAUGUGUGAGUUUCAGAAGGGGGCCACGGAAACGGAGGUGACAAACUACUGUUAAGGCCCAAGGUGAUGCCACGGCAGAGAGUCGCUGCUGGUUCUCAGGGACGGACGGCUAGCAUGGUAGCCUUUCUCCCGCACGCUCCGCUGGGUCACAACCCAGUCAGGACAUCCAUGUUUCCUGGACCAGGAUCACUUCUCAAAGGGCUUCUUUUCUGCCUCAGUAUAUCUUCGUCACUCGGUCAAGACAUACUGGUGAAAUAUCCUAAAGCUACCCUCCAAAAGCAAGAGGGGGAAACACUAAAUCUCAACUGCACCGUCGAUUACGACCAGAAUAGAUGUGAAGACAUCCACGCGCACUGGUGUAAAUUGACUCUGAAUGCCGGCUGCACUGAGCUCACAGACACCAGCAGAUAUCUCAUCCAGGUGUCCGAGAAGAUCUUAGGAAACCGGGUUAGCAGAUCCAGACUGGUUGCCUUGUCGUUCAAUCGCAUGACUCUCGAGGAUGAAGGGACGUUCCAGUGCAACGCAGCAUGCGGUGACAAAGGCCAAAGUGCCAUGGGCAACCUCAUAGCGCUCUCUGUCGAGAAGGCUGAUCCUAAAAGGAACCCGCUGAACAACUGUGGAAUACUCAGAGCGGAGGUCAUCGCUAUUGCACUGCACUUCCUCUUCCUGUUUGCGUGUAGCACACUGUAUCUAUGCUAAGAGGAAGUCCUGCUUUUCACCAAGAUAACUAAAGACACAGCUGUGAUGCGGUUCUCCCUAUUUUUUAUUUUAUACAAAGGAAAACAAAUGCAACAUGAUGAUCUGUUGUCAUGAUCAAUUAUAAAUGAAGUAACCUCAUUUAUAACUGAUCAUUACAACAGCAUGUGAGAUCUUGGAACAUUUGAUGGCUUAGAAAAUGGUGGUGUUUAACAUUUGUUCAUAAAUAAAUGGCAUUUCUGAA
This is a messenger RNA of Anguilla rostrata (American eel), 988 nucleotides long. RefSeq lists its product as uncharacterized. The transcript is spliced from 4 exons. The record is from RefSeq and is a predicted model, not a curated record. NCBI's taxonomy places the organism in Eukaryota, Metazoa, Chordata, Actinopteri, Anguilliformes, Anguillidae. Bases 115 to 747 code for a protein of 210 amino acids.